CUAAACGAGCAACUACUAAUAUAUGACACUGAGGUACUAGAAAAUGAAUUUACUCUGAGUGACUAUAAAAUUCAGGAGGAAUCUACGUUUCACCUGGUUAAGCUUAAAGAACGUGUGAACAUAAGCGUGUGUAUUUUAAACAGGCCCGAGAGGUCUUUUCCUUUAAUGGUGUGUCUAAGUUAUUCCACUGAGAAAGUGAGGAAAAUAAUUCACAACAAUGAAGGGAUACCAAUAGACCAACAAUACUGUCUUCUAUUCAGAGGUACGACUAUGGAAGAUGGACAGAUACUAAGUCACUAUGAUGUUCAGAGUGGUAGUAGUCUUGAUCUCAUUAUAAAAAUGCAGAUACUUGUAAAAGCUCCAGGCAAGUUUUUUCGUCUGUAUGUAUUGCCCAGUGAUACUGUUGAGAGUAUAAAAGAGAAACUUCAAAACAAGAUGGGGUUACCACCUGAAAAACAGUGUCUCCAUUUUAAUGGUAAGCGACUAGAAGACAAACAGAUCCUGAAUUACUAUAAUAUUCAGAACGAGGGGAUUCUUCAACUGGAAACUGUUGUGGAAGAAGGUUGUUCUUUGAUAGGUAUUAAUAACAAGGACUGUCUUCCUUUGGUUCCUUUGAGAAGAGGAAGUACAACGAUUUUUAUAAACGGUUGUAUCAAGAGGACUCUGCUAGUAGACACCAACUAUACAGUCCAAGCUGUUAAGGCUAUGAUCCAGGGAAUACCACCAGAUCAACAACAACUCAUAUAUGGUGAAACGUAUAUGGAAGAUGAAAGAACCCUUAGUUAUUAUGGUGUGCAGCCAAGAUCUAUUUUUUAUCUUAGCUUGAGGUUACCCAUAUAUGUGAAGACUCAAGCAGGAGAGAUCAUACCUCUACUUUUGAAUACCAAUGAUACCAUUGAGAAAGUUAAAAGCAAGCUUGAAGUCAAGAUCAGAAUACCACCAAACCAACAAGAACUCAUAUUUUCUGGUGUGCAACUCGAAGAUAGACAGACCUUGAGUUACUAUGACAUCUCCAGGAAGUCCAUCCUUCAUCUUGUUCCGGGAAAAGGCUCAAUCUUUUCUCUAUCUGAGUCAAAAGCGGAAUUUUGUAAAGUCUACCCAGAGAGAAAUAAAGAAAUUGUCAAGCUCACUUUAUCUAUUCGAGACAAGCAAGAUGACAUUGAGCUUUUGGAAGGAUUGCAAACAUCUGAGUUACAAAAAUUUCUAAGUAUAAUCAAUGAUAGCUCAGAAAUACAGCCAUCAUUAAAACUAUUAUUAGAAAGAGGUUAUGGAAAAUUAGAUGUUUUCUUUUACCAUUUGAAAGAAAGUGACCCCAAUUGUCCUGUAGGGGUUGCCUUAAUUAUUUGCAACAAGUUUUCAAGUAAAACGAAACCACGAUUAAUUGCUGAGGCUGAAAUGGUAGACCUUGUAAAAACUUUUGAAACUUUAAAUUACCAUGUAACAACACUACCUGGACCUAACUACCCCACAAUCCUCACGAAACUUGAAAAAGUUGUUGAGCUAGUUCAUGAAGACCACAGUAACUUCGUCUGUUGUAUCUGUUCGUACGGUGGCCGUGAUGAACAGAAUGGUAAAGAGUAUAUUGUCGAUACUAAUGGUGAACACUUUUAUCUACAAGAAACUGUAGAGAGGAUAUUUUCUAGUUGUGAAGCACUUCGAAAUAAACCAAAAAUAUUCUUUAUUCAAGCAUGUCGAGGUCCCCAAUCAGAUCAACAGCAGCAGAAAAAAGCAAAGCCAGCAGAAGUGUGCAACACUAAUGUGCAUCCCGGAGACAUUCCUUCUUGGGACUUUCUCUUUGCCUACUCUACUGCACCUGGUUGUCUUGCUUUCCGACCACCUACUUAUGGCGAUCCCGAGAAGCCAUACUUUAUAUCUGAGCUAUGCAAAGCGUUGAUGAGUUUCCACAAACAACUGGACAUAAUCUCCAUACUGCAAAAGGUAAACUGUGUUUUGGACAACAAUACAUGGGAUAAUGAGGGUGAAAAAGUACAACAGGUUUCUUGGAUAAAAGCUUCACUUCGUGGUCCAGUUUUUGUUAGUUAUAAAGCUUUGAUUUCAUUCCUAAAACCUUAUUGUUGUAUUCAUCCUUGAAUUCACUCUGAGUAUUGCUACAUAAUUAUGUUGUACUCAUCAUUACUGUGAGGCAACUACCACUAAUGACACCACUACCAACUCACUACUGAGAUUUUAAGCAUC
Geodia barretti is the source of this 2196-nucleotide messenger RNA. The record is from the annotation of a GenBank genome assembly. NCBI's taxonomy places the organism in Eukaryota, Metazoa, Porifera, Demospongiae, Tetractinellida, Geodiidae.